Molecule: messenger RNA, 747 nt
Organism: Trichoderma breve
Lineage: Eukaryota; Fungi; Ascomycota; Sordariomycetes; Hypocreales; Hypocreaceae
Product: apolipoprotein O domain-containing protein
Exons: 3
Coding region: 1-747 (248 amino acids)
Biological process (GO): cristae formation
Cellular component (GO): MICOS complex; mitochondrial crista junction
Source: RefSeq, a predicted model, not a curated record
AUGGCCGCGAGAGUGCUCCUGCAGCGGCGCUCCUUUGCACCGCUGGCCGCAGCCGCCCUGGGCGGAAUUGCUUUUUCGCCGGCGGUGGUCUUUGCUGAGGCUCCCAAGAGAAAGCCAAUCUACGAUGAAGUCGAGUUCCACUCUCCGCUGCCCGUAGCACCCUCACCACCGGCCGUUCUCCCCAGCCAGCCCAUCAACGACAAUGCCGACGAAGAGCCAGCGUCCCGAGUCCCUACUCCCACCGACCGACUGGCCGUCCAGAUUGGACGCGCGCGCCUGUUCCUCUACGACGUUGCCGUGGCCGCCGAGAACAAGGUCAACCAGACCAUGGAUUCGGCCUUUGACCUGGAGCAGUCCUUCACCCGCACAAUCGCCUCCCUGGCGCCCCCGCGAGAGAGCGGCGAGAAGCUCAUGCCUGGCGGAAUCUACGUCCUGGUCGCUGCUAUGGCUGGCAGCAUCCUGACCAGGAACCGAAGCAUCGUGCUGCGCGCCACACUCCCCUUCGCCCUCGGCGUCGGUGCUAGCUGGACGGUACUCCCCAUUACUAUGCGCAACGUGUCCGACCUGGCGUGGAAGUACGAGCAAAAGUUCCCCGCCGUGGCCGAUUCUCACAUCAAGCUGCGCGAGGGUAUCCAGAGGGGAAUUCAUUUUGCAAAGGUCCACAGGGAAGUGGGUGUACAGUACGUUGACGACAAGGUCACCAACGUCCGUGAGGCGGUUGAGAAUUGGGUUGCGCAGGGAAAGUAA